AUGUCGUUCACCGAGAAGCUCGACCCGGAGGCUCUUGCCUACUUCAACAAUGUGUGCCAGAAGCCCUUCGCGCAGCAGGCCGUGGCCUUCUUGAACGCGUACUGGAGGGAGACGGCGGACCAGGCCGAUUUCAUCUUCAGCGUGUCGUGGGAGUUGAUCAAGUAUGCCGACAUGCACAGCAAGGGCAUCUCGCUGCGCCACCUCUACGAGGAGGGUCACGAUCUCGAUUUCGACAUCGGUCUCUACUUCUACGAGCAGCUCUGCAAGUUCGUCGAGGACCCCAAGAACAGCAAGUGGGCCAGCCCCGCCUUCCGCAAGUCGCAGCCCGAGAUGCUCACCGCCAUCAAGCGCAAGCAGGAGCUCAGGGACCGCGUCGACGUCAACUUCGACGGCCGUGUGUCCUUCCUCGAGUACCUCCUCUACCAGUACAACAGCGUCGCCAACCCGGCUGACUUCUGUAAGAGGUCCAUGUCCUGCCAGGACGAGCACCCCGAGAUCCGCGCGCGUCUCGCCCUCGAGGAGGUCAACAAGAGCAUCAAGGCCUACGAGGCCGAGAGGUACCGCCUGACCGAGGAGGCCAAGCUGCCCGGCGUCAAGGGCCUCAAGGCCACCAACGAGCUCGCCCAGCUCGACGCCAGCCCCCUGGCCGAGAAGCUCAACAAGGCCCUCAUCACCGCCGAGGCCGCUGUGCGCAUUGCCGUCCGCAAAGCCUCCAACUCCUCCGAGACCUUUGCCCCGACCGAGGGCGCGCUCUGGUGGAUGUCCCGCGACCUCGAGGAGAAGCAGAAGCACUACGGCAAGAAGAAGUAG
This is a messenger RNA of Acanthamoeba castellanii str. Neff, 810 nucleotides long. RefSeq names its product actin bundling protein. The transcript is spliced from 2 exons. Gene Ontology annotation, molecular function: actin filament binding. Lineage: Eukaryota; Discosea; Longamoebia; Acanthamoebidae. Gene Ontology annotation, cellular component: cortical cytoskeleton. Gene Ontology annotation, biological process: parallel actin filament bundle assembly; actin crosslink formation. The coding region runs from base 1 to 810 and encodes 269 amino acids. The record is from RefSeq and is a predicted model, not a curated record.